This is a messenger RNA of Panicum hallii, 457 nucleotides long. Its product is annotated as alpha-L-arabinofuranosidase 1-like. The record is from RefSeq and is a predicted model, not a curated record. The transcript has 4 exons. Lineage: Eukaryota; Viridiplantae; Streptophyta; Magnoliopsida; Poales; Poaceae. Gene Ontology annotation, molecular function: alpha-L-arabinofuranosidase activity. Bases 68 to 457 code for a protein of 129 amino acids. Gene Ontology annotation, biological process: L-arabinose metabolic process.
CAAGAACGUCAUUGAUUAUCUUGCUUAUUUAGAUUAUCAUUUCCUGUUUAGAGUUUAGACAGUAAGAAUGUUUCUGAAUAUGAUUCCAAUGCAGGCUUUUGUGAGUGAGUACGCUGUUUGGAGAAGUGAUGCAGGUAGAGGAAGUCUUCUUGCUUCAUUGGCAGAAGCUGCUUUCCUUACUGGGUUGGAGAAUAAUAGUGACAUUGUUCAGAUGGCAAGUUACGCUCCACUGUUCGUGAACGACAAUGAUCAAAUCUGGAACCCAGAUGCUAUCGUCUUUAACUCAUGGCAACAUUACGGAACUCCUAGUUACUGGAUGCAGACACUUUUCCGUGAGUCCAGUGGUGCUAUGAUUCAUCCAAGCAAAAUCAGUUCCAGCUACUCUGAAAGAUGGAUGACGCGUUCAGCAAUGGCAGCUGGUUCUGAUAUUCUGAAUGUUCCUUCUGACUGCAUUUGA